AUGUUCGCUUCCUUCCCACUCCUGGCGGCUCCCUGGAGAUCCGUUUGCUCCCUCUUCGAGGGCGGAAGCGACAAUAAUGGGCGGAGUGUGAAAUGGUUAGAUGGUUUGCGCGGGAUCGCUUCCGUCCUCGUCAUUCUCACCCACCUAGCCCGAGCCUGGGACUACGGCCUAUUCUCCCCGAAUGGCAAGGAUACACCCCCCCGAUUGCUCCAGCUCCCCAUUCUGCGCAUCCCCUGGCAGGGCAGAAUUGGCGUCACUAUCUUUGCCUUCCUGACCGGGUACGUCUGCGCCCUUAAGCCGUUGCAACUGUCCCGUGCGGGAAACUAUACCGCAGCGUUCUCCUCCAUUUCCAAGAGCGCAUUCCGCCGCCCACCUCGUCUUAUACUUCCUGCAACAAUUGCCAUGGUUCUUGCCUGGGCCGUAGCGCAGCUGGGCGGUUUCACAGUUGGUAAUAGGGCGGAUUCGGAUUGGAUUCGGUUUGCGAGCCCUGUGGUGGAGGACUCGCUUUUGAAGGAAAUCAUGCGCCUGUUCCGCGUCUUCAGAAGCACUUGGACAAAUGGACACAUGGACUACGAUGACCACCAGUGGGCACUGCUGCCACUGCUUAAGGGCUCCAUGAUUAUUUAUGUCGUGCUCUGUGGCACGAUGUAUAUGCAGUACCGGUACCGGAUGAUGGUAUACUCCAUUAUGUUUAUGUACUUCUGGCAGCACCCAGGGCCCGAUACAGAAACCUUCGGCCAACAACUCUUCGUCGGCAUGUUCCUCUCCGAUCUCGCAAACGAUCAAUCUUUCCAGAUGUACGUCUCCACCCUUACCUCUUCCCGUCGCAUCUUCAGCGUCACAAUCGCUAUCCUAGGCCUCUCCCUUGCCUCUUUCCCCGGUGAACAACCAGAAUACGCAGACUGGUCUCAAUUUCUUCUUCAAAUUGGCCAAACCAUUUUCCCCAGCGGUGUCAACCUCGGCAAACGCUUCUCCGCUCUAGGCCUCGAUCUGAUCGUCUUUGCCAUCUUCCUGUCCCCAACCACCAAAUCCAUCCUCUCAAAACGCCUCUUCCUCUUCCUCGGCCGCAACAGCUUCGCUGUAUACCUCUGCCACGGCACCCUCCUCCGCGUCGUCCUGACCUGGAUGAUCUAUGGCAUCUCCGGCCAGCCGUGGGAACCUACGAAGAAUAAGGACGGUGAAGUCGUUCCGCCGCCCUGGUUGCCGCGCGGCGGUCCUGUUGUCUUUGCUAUUGCGAUCCCCAUAUGGAUCUGCAUUGUGUACUUCGUUGCGCAUCUCUGGACGACGUACGUCGAUGCAUUCUGCGCAAGGCUUACACACAGGUUAGAGGCCCAUGUCUUUGAACCGAACGAGAAAGAGCACGGUAGAUUGCCGCGAUAA
Messenger RNA from Histoplasma capsulatum G186AR, 1380 nucleotides. RefSeq lists its product as uncharacterized. The transcript has 3 exons. Bases 1 to 1380 code for a protein of 459 amino acids. Gene Ontology annotation, molecular function: acyltransferase activity, transferring groups other than amino-acyl groups. Gene Ontology annotation, biological process: polysaccharide biosynthetic process. Gene Ontology annotation, cellular component: membrane. Lineage: Eukaryota; Fungi; Ascomycota; Eurotiomycetes; Onygenales; Ajellomycetaceae. The record is from RefSeq and is a predicted model, not a curated record.